AUGACGACAAACCCGUUCAAGUUCAACAAGGAGGACCCGAUGGGCGUGCCGUACGCGACCCUGUUCUACCUCCUGUUGCUGAUCACGAUCGUGCUGGCGUGGCUGUCGCAGCCAAAGGUCGAGAAGGCGCUGGGCGCCGAGGCGCGCCGUCUGAAGUGGCUCUACCUUGCCGUCUGGUACGUGUGCGUCGCGGGCGACUGGCUGCAGGGGCCCUACGUCUACGCGCUCUACGACGCCUACGGCUUCAGCCGCCACGAGAUAUCGCAGCUGUUUGUCGCCGGCUUCGGCUCCUCGAUGUUUUUCGGAACUUUUGUCGGCUCCUUCGCGGACAAGAUCGGGAGGAAGAGGGGCUGCCAGCUCUACUGCAUGCUCUACAUCGCUUCCUGCUGUACCAAGCACUUCGCCAACUACUGGGUCCUCAUGGUCGGGCGCGUCACCGGCGGCAUUGCCACCUCCCUGCUGUUCUCUGGGUUCGAGAGCUGGCUCGUGUCGGAGGCGUGCGAGAAGCGAAGGCUCGACAAGGACGCACUCGGGCACAUCUUUGCCCUCAUGUGGUUCGGCAACUCCCUGGUGGCCAUCGUCGCAGGGAUUCUGGGCGACGUCACCGUGGGGUUCGGCGGCCUCACGAAGCUGGGCGAGACCGCCUUCCACGUGGGGGGCUUCUGCUCGCCAUUCGACCUCGCCAUACUCUUGCUGGUGGUCGGCCUGCUGCUCAUCAGCUUCCUCUGGGAGGAGAACUACGGCACCUCGGAGGCCUCGCAGCCCAGCAGCGAGCAGGAGGGCCUUGCCAAGCAGGUGAUGGACGGCGCCCAGGCCAUCGCCAGCAGCAAGACGUUGAUGAUCAUCAUGGGGAUGGUGGCAUGCUUCGAGGGGUCCAUGUACACAUUCGUCUUCAACUGGACCCCGGCGCUGAGCAACUCGCUGUCCACGCCCGCCUUUGGCAUGGUCUUCGCGAGCUUCAUGAUGGCGUACAUGUGCGGCUCGUCCACCUUCGACAUCCUCCGGGGCAGGGGAGCGUCGGCCACUCAGCUGGCGCAGUGGGCGUUCUUCCUCGGAGCCGCUGCGUUCCUCGUCGCCGGCUGCGCGUUCAUGAUGAGCCUGAGCGUGACGACCAUGGAGCUGAUCUACUCGGGCUUCAUCCUCUUCGAGUUCUGCUGCGGGCUCUACUUCCCCUCUGUCUCCACCAUCAAGGGCCAGGCCGUGCCGGAGAGCAUCCGCAGCACCGUCUACAACAUCUACCGCGUGCCCAUGAACGCGAUCGUGCUGGCCGUCCUCCUCGGCAACAUCUCGAUGACCUCCGUGUUCGUCACCUGCUUCGUGCUGCUGACCUCGGCCGGGCUGUCCAUCCGCGGCCUCAGGGAGGUGCCCGAGAAAGGCCUCGGGGCGCUCGACGUUCUCGCCGCGGGGCCCAUCCUGCAGGGCGCGAAGGGCGACGUGGAGAGCUACGGCGCGGCCACCGCCACGGCUCAGUGA
This is a messenger RNA of Prorocentrum cordatum, 1473 nucleotides long. NCBI's taxonomy places the organism in Eukaryota, Dinophyceae, Prorocentrales, Prorocentraceae. The record is from the annotation of a GenBank genome assembly.